Leptopilina boulardi is the source of this 1343-nucleotide messenger RNA. RefSeq names its product phospholipase B1, membrane-associated-like. NCBI's taxonomy places the organism in Eukaryota, Metazoa, Arthropoda, Insecta, Hymenoptera, Figitidae. Bases 85 to 1341 code for a protein of 418 amino acids. Gene Ontology annotation, molecular function: glycerophospholipase activity. The record is from RefSeq and is a predicted model, not a curated record. Gene Ontology annotation, biological process: phospholipid metabolic process. The transcript is spliced from 7 exons.
AGGGAUUAAUUAUAAUAAUAAUAAUAAUAAUUUGUGUAUUAAAAAAACUUAAAAAAUUUAAUUUUUAUUAUUAUUAUCAUCAUAAUGAGAAAAUUUAUUAUUGUGAUUUUUUAUCUAAUUGUGCAAAUUUUAUAUGUAACAAGUAGAACUCAAAAAACUGCACUCGAUUCACAAGAAAAUAUUCGUACAUGGCAAAAUAUUCGUGCCUUCUUUUCCAGUAUUAAUACUCUUCCAGCAAGAAGCCAGAAAAUACUGCAACGUGCACGGAAUGCACGACGGCUACAGGAUCGAGUUCCAGAUUAUGUACCAUUUCCAUGUGAUGUAAAAGGUGGAAGAUCUCCGGUUAUACCAAAUAGUGUUCAUAAAUUAAGGCCCGGUGAUAUUGACCUGAUUGGAUCAUUGGGAGAUUCAUUAACAGCAGGAUUAGGUAUUUUCGCAACAAAACUUGUAGAAUUACUCACCGAAAAUCGUGGUGUGAGUGCCACUGGAGGGGGUCAAGGUUCUUGGCGUGAAUUUCUUACAAUUCCUAAUAUCCUUAAGGAAUUUAAUCCCAAUUUAAUAGGGUAUGCCGUCUCGGAUUCUUUAUCAUUUCAAAGUGGAUCGAAAUUUAAUAUAGCAGAAUCUGGAGCUAUAUCCGGUGAUAUGCCCUUCAUGACGGAACAACUAAUUCGAAGAAUAAAAAACGAUUCAAGAGUUGAUAUUGAAAAACAUUGGAAGUUAAUAUCGCUGAUGAUUGGAGCAAAUGAUUUUUGUUCUGAAAUGUGUUAUCUCCAAUCACCCUGGACAAUAGUAAAAAAUCAUCGAGAGGAUCUUUUAGAAACAUUAAGAAUUCUUCGUGACAAUUUACCACGAACACUUGUCAAUAUUAUUCCGCCACCACAUUUAAAAACACUUUUUAAUAUUAAUAAUAAACCACCAAUAUGUGAAUUAACAACAAGCUUCUCUUGUCCAUGUAUUUUUGGUUUAAGAUGGCGAAAUCAACACGAAGUCUUUUACGAAAUAAUGACAAGAUUUCAGAACAUUGAAGAGGAAAUUGCACAAUACUCAGAAUUUCAAAGAAACGAUUUUGCUGUGAUUGUUCAACCAUUCACGACUAAUUUAUCAUUUCCAAUCGGAAAGGACGGUAAUUUUGAUCUCAGUUAUUUAUCAGCUGAUUGUUUUCACAUCAGCCAAAAGGCAAAUGCCAGAUGCACAAAUGCAAUAUGGAAUAAUAUGUUUCUUCCGCCUGACGAAAAAAUACGUGAUUGGGAUGAACUUUUUAAGAAUUUUGCAUGUCCAACAACAAAAACACCAUAUAUAGCAACAUGGCAAAAUAGCCAAAAAAAAUUUGGAAAUUAUUAAUA